CCCAUUUCAGAAGAGCAUCCCACAAGAAGCAACAAGCAGCAAGAGCACCUGAGUUUGGAAGCAAGAGAUCAACAAGAACAUAAGGAUGGGUUCAGUUGGAGUUCAGAUAGUGUGCGUGGCUCUCGGGGUCCUGGGACUCAUCGGGGUCAUCGUGUGCUGCGCCAUCCCACGCUGGACCAUGUCUUCUUUUGUGGGCUCCAACAUCGUCACGGCACAGAGCACAUACAAAGGCCUCUGGAUGGAGUGCGUGGUCCAGAGCACAGGGCAGCAGCAGUGCAAAAACUACGACUCCCUCCUCGUGCUGCCCUCUGACCUCCAAGCCGCCCGAGCCAUGACCAUCAUCAGCGCCAUGGUCAGCUCCCUCUCCCUCCUCAUCCUCUUCUGCGGCGCCGACUUCACCACCUGCGUCGAAAAUGAAGACGUCAAACCCAAAAUAAGCCUCAUAGCCGGGAUCGGUCUGAUAAUCGCCGGGAUACUGGUGAUCAUCCCCGCUAGCUGGUCGGCCAAUACGGUCGUGAGGGAGUUCAACAAUCCCAUGAUCACCGGAUCGCAGAAGAUGGAGUUAGGGCCGUGUAUUUUCAUUGGUUGGGGAGCGGGGGUUUUGCUGUUGAUCGCCGGGGGGCUGUUGUGUUGUUUUAGCAGACCGAAGAGCAGCUCCGGUGGUACGGCUAAGUACUACAGCAACUCGUCUCCAUCUGCCCCCAAAAACUACGUGUAAGGAGAAAAUACGUGCAAAAAAGUUACGUUAGAAAGUUAAAUUUGAUAGAAAAACUCAGCGUCUUCAUUUGGGCUGUUCCAGUAUGAUAUUAAAUGCAUUUGCUAUUAAUAAUUGUUUUAUUUACCGUAUUUUCCGGAGUAUAAGUCAUAUAAGUUUUUCAUAGUUUGGCCGGGGGGUGCGACUUAUACUCAGAUGUAAUUUAUAUGUGAAAUGUAUGUUUUUUUCUUCACUAUUAUGCAUUUUUUGACUGGUGCGACUUAUACUCAGGUGCUACUUAUACUCCGGAAGAUACGUUAAUCUUUUUUAAUCUGUUUUUUUUUAUGUUGGUGUAAAACAGUUUUUUGGAUUAUAAAAGAAUACUUAAAAUGUUUACGUUCGACUAACUUAAAAUAUAUAGAUGGAAUAAAACACAACAUGAGGAAUUUAUUUAAAGUCAGUAUUUCAUUUGUGUGUUGUCAUGUUUCAACACUUAAAACACUGAUUCAUUAUAAUUAAUAGACAAUUAACAGGUAGUUACACUGGAAUAGUAGACUUUGUAUAUAAUGGUAUUUAGACUGUAUAUAUAAACUGACAUAGCUAACCUGCUAGCCGCCACGUUCCGAAUAGAAAGAGAGCAUGGAUGCACUUCCUGUUCUGUACACUCUGGCUCCAAUUCACUUUAUAUUGAAAAAUUUUGGCCCCUCUCUCCAUAACUUCUGCUGUUAGACUCGUCAUUUUUGUCUUAAAAUGUUCAUAUUAACCCGCCCUACGUGAUUCUAGUACUGUAACCCGGCCUCCUGUAACCGCUAGCAUCGACGAGCGUCAUUUGACAGGAGCUGAACGCUAUCGCUGACGUCAAACUAGUCACAUUAGUCACAUUAGUCCACUUCUUUAAACAGUCAGUGGGUAUAACUGGUAUUUCACAAUGGCGUUAUGUGGUGUUAGACUGUCUGGACCACAAAUAAUUUGGGUUUUGCCAGAUAUUAAGUAAUGAUCAUAGACUGUGUGUUUAAGUACGGGGCGUUUUUGGAUGGUAUUGCGGCAUGUAACUUCACAAAUCCAAAAUGGCCGCUCCAGUAGAGUUUGGCUCAAGGAUCAAAAUGUGUCAUCUAUAAUAUACAGUCUGUGUGAACAACCACUGCAACUUUUUCAUUUUUCUAUUGUAAAUAUUCAAUUUUCUUAACACAUUUAUUGUUUUUUUAUGUUUCUUUUUGCUUUUGUUAACUGUUUAGCAUCACUGGAAAUUACAUAAGCUACAUUAUCAAAAUAUAAAUGUGUAAAACCAAUUGUGAUUUCAAUGAUUAGUUUAUGAAUUAGGCGUUUUUGUACAAAUUAAAUGUUGCACUAGCUCUUUUUUCUUACUAAAACUCGUAAUCCUAAAACGUAAAUUUGAACGAGGCAACAUGUAUUAUAGUUUUAUAGUUUAGAGUUUAGUCUAGUGUGAUUUUAGUAUUAGAAGUAGUUUAGAGAUGUUUUUUGUGUUUUUUUCAUUGUUUUUUGUCAACCAAAGGGAGCGCACUUGGCCUCAGGGAGCAUUGAAAACACUCACCCUUAUUUUGACAUUUAUCAAGUAACUGUUUUGUACUAAGACAUGGAUAAAUAAAUAAAUUGCGUAACCUAAAA
Periophthalmus magnuspinnatus is the source of this 2320-nucleotide messenger RNA. It is a transcript of the gene cldni, whose product is annotated as claudin i. Gene Ontology annotation, cellular component: bicellular tight junction; plasma membrane. The coding region runs from base 86 to 718 and encodes 210 amino acids. NCBI's taxonomy places the organism in Eukaryota, Metazoa, Chordata, Actinopteri, Gobiiformes, Gobiidae. Gene Ontology annotation, biological process: bicellular tight junction assembly; cell adhesion. The record is from RefSeq and is a predicted model, not a curated record. The transcript has 3 exons. Gene Ontology annotation, molecular function: structural molecule activity.